UGUGAUUUCUGUGGAUUCGAAUAAUGUUUCGAUUAUGAAUUGGGUCGUGCGGGAUGUGCUGAUUCUGUAAAAUCGAUUCAUAUCGAUACGUGACAAUUUGGUGAUCGAAAUUAAUAACAAACAAUGCGUCGUCUGAAGCGGCCAUGUCUCGAUACGUGUUCAUUAUCGCGCUUUUAUUUGCGAUAGAACAAUUUUGCAAAUGUGCUCCACCACCAAUGCGUUUGACGAUCGACUGUAGUUCUGAUGAAGAGAAUUUCUUCCCAAUGGUAAGCUCUUCUUCAGCAGAAGCCUUUAGCAGUUCGCACUUUGACGUCGAUUCCUUUUGUGCAAUGAUACAAAGAGCUAUUCCCAAAGCGGUGAAAGACGGAAGAUUUCUUCCUAGCUCACAGGAUUAUGAUAUGGUUGGCCAUGCUGACUCCCAAUCACCAAUAGCCAUAUCACCACCUAAAGGUUUCAUACCUAAUUUAGGUUUAAAUAAAUUAAGAACAUCCAAAUUGGGUAUACCGAAGAUAAACGUACCAAAAUUAAAACCAGUUACUCGCAAAUUAGGAUCAGCGCCAUCUAUAGGUGCAGCAAUGCCGUUUAAGUCAUUGAAGGUUAACAUUCAAGAGGAAUCUAGCGCGGAGAGAAUGGAAAAGUUCAAAAAAGGAGUACAGAAGUUACUGCACGUUGUUAAAGUGUUGGGACAGAUAGAUCAGUAUCUUUCAGAUAGAACUCGAAUUGUAGUCGAAAAAUUGUCUAAGACGUUUGGUGAUUAA
This is a messenger RNA of Papilio machaon (common yellow swallowtail), 758 nucleotides long. RefSeq lists its product as uncharacterized. The record is from RefSeq and is a predicted model, not a curated record. Lineage: Eukaryota; Metazoa; Arthropoda; Insecta; Lepidoptera; Papilionidae. Bases 144 to 758 code for a protein of 204 amino acids. The transcript is spliced from 3 exons.